Molecule: messenger RNA, 608 nt
Organism: Musa acuminata AAA Group (dessert banana)
Lineage: Eukaryota; Viridiplantae; Streptophyta; Magnoliopsida; Zingiberales; Musaceae
Product: large ribosomal subunit protein eL38z/eL38y-like
Exons: 3
Coding region: 16-357 (113 amino acids)
Biological process (GO): translation; protein-RNA complex assembly
Cellular component (GO): cytosolic large ribosomal subunit; ribosome
Molecular function (GO): structural constituent of ribosome
Source: RefSeq, a predicted model, not a curated record
UUUAUUAGGGGUCGAAUGGGAAAUUCAGCUUUCUCGCCGUGCUAUAAAGGCUCCCUCCCGAGUCACACGCCGCCACUUCGAAUUAGGGUUCCUUGGAGAGGCGACGGAUCGGAAUCGGGCCGCCUCCGCCACCAAAGAGCAUCGGAAAUGCCGAAGCAGAUUCAUGAGAUUAAGGAUUUCCUUCUCACUGCGAGAAGGAAGGAUGCACGGUCGGUGAAGAUCAAGAGGAGCAGGGAUGUGGUCAAGUUCAAAGUCCGCUGCGCCAAGUACCUCUAUACGCUUUGCGUCUUCGACUCCGAGAAGGCAGACAAGUUGAAGCAGUCUCUUCCACCAGGUUUGAGCGUCCAAGAAGUCUGAGGAUGAAAGUUAAUCUAUGCAAGUUUGCUACUCUGACUCGAGCUUUGAUGCUGUCGAUGGGUUUAUUUCCUCUUCUCAUGGAAGGAACUGUGUAGCUUUUGAUUUAAUGGGUUACAUGUUAUGGUUUUGAGUGAAUUCUAACUUACUAUCUGUUUUUUGUUCCGCAUUUACAAUCGGAGAUUGUGCUAAGUUAGAACUCGUCCACCUGUUUCUAUUAUUUGUGAUCUCAAUAUGAAAUGUUGGUGUGAUCA